AUGGAUUACAUGAUCGAAGUAAAUCACCAGAGGAUCAAAACCAAUGGAAUUUGGCUGCAUGUAGCAGAAAAAGGAACAGGUCCUCUUGUUCUCUUGCUUCAUGGCUUCCCAGAACUCUGGUAUGCUUGGCGCCACCAGAUCAACCACUUGGCCGAGAAUGGCUACCAUGUGGUGGCGCCUGACUUGAGAGGCUAUGGUGACUCUGAUUCUCCUCUCAACCCCAACUCCUACACCAUUUUCCACAUAGUUGGAGACCUCGUCGGCUUACUUGACCAUUUUGGUCAACAGAAAGCAUAUGUUGUGGGGCAUGAUUGGGGAGCGGUUGCUGGGUGGCAUUUGAGCUUGUUUAGGCCUGACAGAGUGAUAGGGCUGGUAAAUCUAUCUGUUCCAUACUUUCCAAGAUCUCCAACAACUAAAACUACAGAAGCAAUCAGAGAAUUGUAUGGAGAUGGAACUCAUGUCAUUCAAUUCCAGGAACCAGGAAGAGCAGAGAGAGCGUUUGCAAGGUAUGACUACACGACGGUGAUGAAGAAGUUCUUGCUGAUAACCGAUAACAUGAUAGCUCCUCCGGACAUGGAGUUUAUUGAUUUCCUGGACACAAAAUCAGCAUUGCCAGCAUGGCUAACUGAAGAGGAUAUCCGGGUCUUCGCUGAAAAAUUUGAGGAAUCUGGAUUCACUGGUCCUUUUAACUACUAUCGUGCAAUGGACUUGAGUUGGGAGCUUCUUGCACCCUGGCAAGGAUCGAAAAUUACGGUACCUGUGAAGUUCAUGAUUGGUGACAAAGAUUUCAGCUUUAAGUCAGAUGGAAGUGAAUAUGUGCUAGGUGAUGAUUUCAGGAGUCUUGUCCCCAACCUUGAAGUGGUUGUUAUAGGCGGCCACCAUUUCAUAGAGCAAGAGAACCCUCAAGAAGUCUCCAGCCAAAUACUUUCCUUCCUGCGUGAACAUCCUGUAGAUCAAUGA
Prunus armeniaca (apricot) is the source of this 960-nucleotide messenger RNA. NCBI's taxonomy places the organism in Eukaryota, Viridiplantae, Streptophyta, Magnoliopsida, Rosales, Rosaceae. The record is from the annotation of a GenBank genome assembly.